Centruroides sculpturatus (bark scorpion) is the source of this 2199-nucleotide messenger RNA. It is a transcript of the gene Fbxl4, whose product is annotated as F-box/LRR-repeat protein 4-like. The coding region runs from base 523 to 2166 and encodes 547 amino acids. Gene Ontology annotation, cellular component: SCF ubiquitin ligase complex. NCBI's taxonomy places the organism in Eukaryota, Metazoa, Arthropoda, Arachnida, Scorpiones, Buthidae. Gene Ontology annotation, molecular function: protein binding. The transcript is spliced from 14 exons. The record is from RefSeq and is a predicted model, not a curated record. Gene Ontology annotation, biological process: SCF-dependent proteasomal ubiquitin-dependent protein catabolic process.
CGUGAACUUUGAUCUCUGGUCACGGAUCGAAUUUUAAAAUGCCUUUUGCGUCAGGACCGAGAGACUUGACGGCCGGAUAGCCGAGCGGUCAAAGUGACAGCCUGCCGCUCCGGGGAUCCGAGACGGGUCGAAAAAUAUCCAAGAAUUGUGGGCCUGGCCGAACUCAUAAUUGGUUUGCUAAAAGAGACGCUCUUAGUGCCCACAGGACAAAAAGAGUUUUAAAAAAACCGAGAUGGAUUCUAUUUGUAUGCAAAAAUGAUUUAAAUCCAUUAAGCGGUUCAGUGGAGUUAACCAUCGCACAAACGUUAAACGCGUUGCUAAGAGAGCUCUGCUCAAUUAUUUAACUCGCAAGACUCGAGUAACGAUAUAGGUUAUCCAUAUUAUUAAUUUAUAAAUUUAUUAAGACGCCAAGAAGAUGGCUACUUCCUGGCUAUUUUUACGGAUCAGUUUGUUGAUGGAAAAUGUCUGGCAACACUGUUCCAAAAAUGAUGUGCAUGUUUGUGUACAAGUAGAUAUGUGGAUAUGUCUGUCAAUUUGUUUUCUAUAUACAAUCCCGGACCGACUACCAUAGAACAAUACGUAGAAGAAGUGAAAGAUUUUAGUUCUCAGUAUGGAAGCGAAGGUAGCAUCUCUUACACGGCGUUAAAUGUUGUUGGUGAACCGAAUAUUUUUCCGAAAUUCGGUGAUUACACCCAAGCAUUUCUUUUGAGAACUUAUGGAAGUUGGUGGUUAAAUUCGGCAUCUUUACAGAAACCGUUUUCUUAUUGUAUUCCAAAAGAUGAAGUCAUAAGUCAGGAUUUUCUUGAAGUCAGAUUUAAAGAGAAAGUAUAUCCAUUAGAACUGAACAUUUAUGAAACUUAUAAUCCUGGUGCAGUUGUUAAAGUGCUUGCAUAUAGCUACGGAAGUGCAGAAUGGAAGAUUAUUUGGAAAAGUUUGCCUCAAAUAGUACAUUCUCAAUCUCGGAUAUUUAAAAUUGAAACAAAAAAUGUCAACUUUGCUACAGAUUUAUAUCGAUUGGAAUUUUAUCAUGCGCAUCUAAAAUAUUAUUAUGAAUUGGAUGCCAUAUCACUUACUGGAAAAUCUCUUCUAUUUUCAUUUCAAUAUAUCCUUCAAAGUGAAUCUAAUUUAAAUGCAAAUGAAGAAAUUGGUCUUGCAGAAACAUUUGAAAAAGUUAGUUUAAAAGCUAUUAAAGAAUAUAAAGCAUUAGCAAAUGGAUAUUUUGAUCUUUUACCUAGUGAGGUCUUUAAUGUAAUUUUAAGUUACUUAGAUUUAAUGUCUUUAUGUAUAGCUGCAAGAGUUUCAAGAUUAUUUUAUAAACAUUGCUAUGAUCCAACUCUAUAUACUGGCUUAGAGUUAAAAUUAUAUUGGAACAAGGUAACAUCAGAUAUGCUUUAUGGACUUAAAAACAGAUGUUUAUCACUUCAGUAUUUAAAUCUUUCUUGGUGUGGCAAUAAAGGAAAAUUGAAUCCUGCUAGUUUUAUUCAAUUUUUAGAAAAUUGUGGGCAAUUUCUAAAAUUUCUUUAUUUAUCAAACUGUUCAUUUGUUAAUAAUGACUGCAUGAAAGCAAUAGCUGAUUUUUGUCCUUAUUUGCAUGAAUUUCAGAUUUGUAGCUGCAGACAAAGAAGUUUAGAUCAACUUGGAUUUAUGCAGAUAUCAAGAUUGGUCGAACUUCGACAUUUAGAUUUGUACAGAACUCUCAUUGAUAAACAUUCUAUUAUUGGAAUANUUAGGAAUUUGAAAAGUCUUGAUUUAUGGAGAGCAAAAACAUUAAGUUCUGUUGGAAUAUAUUUAUUAGCUAAUCAUUGUCUUCUGCUAAAUGAGAUUGAUAUUGGCUGGUGUAAUUCAAUAGAUGCAAGUUCAGGCUGUUUGAGAGAUCUGUUUCAUAAAUGCACCGAAUUGAAGAGAGUGAUUCUUACGACAAUACGUACAGUGUCUGAUUUUGAUCUGGUAACUAUUGCAAAUCACUUGAAAUAUUUAGAGCAACUUGAUCUAUUAGGUGUGAGAGAAAUAACUAAAGAAGGAAUAUUAAGGAUAUUGACGGAUUGUAAAAAGCUGAAGUUACUGGACGUGUCCUUCUGUGGCCAGAUUGAUUUUGAAACAGUUAACCACUGGCAGGAGAGGUUUCCAAAUAUAACCAUUCAGAAAAGCUAUCAAAUUCCAGAUUGAUAAACAAUAAAUCUAUAUUUUUAUAAAUAAAUG